This is a messenger RNA of Penicillium subrubescens, 2347 nucleotides long. RefSeq lists its product as uncharacterized. The transcript has 14 exons. The record is from RefSeq and is a predicted model, not a curated record. Bases 43 to 2178 code for a protein of 711 amino acids. NCBI's taxonomy places the organism in Eukaryota, Fungi, Ascomycota, Eurotiomycetes, Eurotiales, Aspergillaceae.
ACUUGGACACCAUCAAUUCUGCUCAUUGAAUAUUCCACAAUAAUGCCUGCAACAACCCAACUCUUCAACAUCAGGACUGUCGAUUCUUCUGGUGAAGAGAAGUUGACUAACCGCAUCAGUACUGAGGCAGAAAUCGACGCGAAAGCCACCCUUGGCACGGUUCGAAACGUGUUGGCAAAGGAAAAGAAACUUGACUCAGGAAAGGCUCGACUUUCGUUCUGCAGUAAGGAUGGUGCUCGUGUGGGUGAUGAUAUGAAGUGGAGUGUAUAUCAAGCGAUAGUCACGGGGGACGAAAAUGACGCACCAAAGACUUCCAAUAGUAUUCAGAUCCUUGACGUGUAUCUUGAGUUGCCCGAGGAAAAGGAGACGAAGAAGAAGGAGCUAAGCGCAGCGGCUCAGAAGGUCUUGGAUAGCGAUCUGGAUAUGGACUUAAUGAAAAAUAAACCAGAAUUGAUCUCCGCAACGCUGAAAGAGCUUGCUAGCAAGUAUAACCAUGCCAACUUCAAGGCCGGGGUCUCUAAGGAGGGAGUUGUGGUUGCUGGCAGCAUGUCUGAAGAAGACUGGGACUCGGUUCUUCGAAAUACCCAAUUCCUGAACGGCCAUAGAAUGGUGUUUACCACCUAUGCAAAUGGAACUAAAGGAUUCAAGAGGAUCGAUAAGGCUCCAUAUACUGCAUUCUCUAUCAAACCCAGAAAAUUGACCAGCACGGAAAAGGCCGACAAAGGAAUCAAACUUGAAACCGAAUACCGAAUCCCUAGAUACGUUGUGACUGAUGACUCUUAUGUCAACGUCUUUGAAACGGCAACUGCACUCUCUAAAAGUGUUGCAUCGAGCUCUUUCUCUCAAUUGGAUAUCGAAGCCUCAGCUGGAGGAAAUAUUUUCGGUGCCAGUCUAUCUGUAAAGGCCGGUUUUAGCCAGAGUGAAAGCCAGGCUAUGGCUUCGUCUCAAUCAUCUUCGGCAAGAACCAUGAACAUAACGUACAAUUUUCCGAGAGUUGUCUUGCAUCUUGACUCGAGAAGUCUGGAGCUAACAGAUGAAUGCAAAACCGCCGUGCAAGGAGUGACAGACGAAGCAACUCUUGUCCAAUUCCACCAUAAUUUUGGUCAUUUCUUUUCUACCAAUAUUCAGCUAGGUGGCAAGCUCUAUGCCUCUGAGCAAUUCACCUCCUCGGAAUCUGCAAGUGCAGAAGAGAAAUCAAAUGCAAUGAAGGCAAGCGCUCAAGCUUCCUUCUCGUAUGGAACAUUCCAAGCUUCGGCCAGUGUAAGCUAUGAAGAGAAUGGAAAGUCAUCAGGCUCAAACCAAACCAGCAAAAUGUCAAAUUCGCUCACAUGGGAAGCCCAGGGCGGUGACACAAUUUUGUGCAAUGACCCCCCGAAUUGGUGUCACACUGUUAAGCCGUUCAAUCACUGGAGAGUUAUCAACCAACAAGAUGUGAUACCAUUGGUGGAUUUUAUCGGAAGCUUCACUGAUUUCUCGCAUAUUCCCAAGCUCUUUGCAGAUAUUGUGGCGGGGACUAGAAAGCCUGUUAAUCGUCGGUUCCGUCUUCGAGCUAAAGAAACAAAGCAUGUUGGAGCAAAUGAAUAUUAUGGCCUGCGUGAGGAUGCGAAAAGGAGACGACUUGAGCCAUUGUUGCUUAAGUACGGUCAACGUUUGAUGACAGAUGGUUCUCAUACGAAUUAUUUCCACGCACAAUUUUUCUACGCACAAUUUCUAGAGCGAGUCAAGAGUGAAUCCUUUACAAAUAACUUUAAGGAGUAUGUCGGAAUUGACCAAUAUGACGAUGGGUGUGACUUUGAAGUUGAACUACAAGGAGAGCUUAACCAAGCCCCCAAGCUCCAAUACAACGUACCUUACCUUAUCCGCACAGUCAAGCACCAACGCUAUCUGUGUGCAGAUACAUCUGGUAGCUACAAAGAAACAUUCUUCGGUUACAUGUUUUAUGCUCGAAAGAGUCGUGCCAGCAAGUUCAUGUUCAGAAAGGCCGGCGCAAGGCAGGUAAAGGGUGACAUUGGUAACGGCGAGGAGGUCGAGUUGACUCUAUGUGAUGAGGCCGGGGGUCCUAUUGCUAUGGUGCAGCGUUAUGAGGACGAUGGUUCAACCCUGAUGCUGAGCAAGUUUGGAGUGCACGAUGACUUUAGUGUGGAAAACAAUGCUUAUAUGACAUAUAUCGAAGAAUAGAGGCCAUAGGUAUGACAUGUCAUAUUUCAACAAUUGACAUGUGCCUCCCAUUGUUUGUCGAUCGAUAUGUGCUCAUGCGACGAACUUGCUCCCUCACCCGAUGAAAAUUUAAUGCUUGCAACUCCGAGAAUGAAAUAAUUGAUUCAAACAACUAGCACUGGCUUCAGCA